UGGAGUUCGCAGCCGUGGCCGCGCCCUCCAACUCUCCCAGCCAGUCGCCAGGCGGGAGCCGGACGGAGCGGACGGCAAGGGCUGCGAACUGUACGCCAAGGUUCUGGUAAUCGGUCUCCCACAAGAACAGAAAUAUGUUUCAUUUAAGGACUUGUGCUUCUAAGCUUAGGCCUUUAACGGCCUCUCAGACUAUACGAGCGCUGUCACAGAGUAAGCCUGUGACCCCAAGGACGUUUCAACAAAUCAGGUGUCUUAGCACACCUGUGGCCGCAGAGCCUUUUCUCAGUGGGACUAGUUCUAACUAUGUAGAGGAAAUGUACUAUGCAUGGCUGGAGAACCCCAAGAGUGUACAUAAGUCUUGGGACAUCUUCUUCCGAAAUGCCAAUGCCGGUGCUGCACCUGGAACCGCUUAUCAGAGCCCCCCACCACUUGGUACCAGCCUGUCUGCACUGACCCAAGCACAGUCAUUAGUUAAGGGUCAGCCAAAUAUCGAGAAGCUAGUGGAAGAUCAUCUGGCUGUGCAAUCCCUCAUCCGUGCUUACCAGAUCCGUGGGCACCAUGUUGCCCAGCUUGACCCACUUGGCAUUCUGGAUGCAGAUCUGGACUCCUGUGUGCCAGCUGAUAUUAUCACGUCCUCAGACAAACUCGACCUACCAGCAUUCCUGGAUCGGCUUCGAGUGCUCACUGUGGGAGGGUUUUAUGGGCUGGAGGAAUCGGACCUAGACAAAGUCUUCCAUCUACCAACCACUACUUUCAUUGGAGGCAAUGAGACGGCACUGCCCCUCCGAGAAAUCAUCAAGAGGCUGGAGACUUCCUAUUGUCAGCACAUAGGAGUAGAGUUCAUGUUUAUCAAUGAUUUGGAACAAUGUCAAUGGAUCCGUGAAAAGUUUGAGACCCCAGGAAUCAUGCAGUUCACCAGUGAGGAGAAACGUACAAUGCUAGCCAGGCUGGUUAGAUCUACUAGAUUUGAAGAGUUCCUUCAUCGUAAGUGGUCUUCUGAGAAACGUUUUGGAUUGGAGGGUUGCGAAGUGCUGAUUCCUGCUUUGAAGACCAUCAUCGAUAAGUCCAGUCUGAAUGGCGUUGAAUAUGUCAUCAUGGGAAUGCCACACAGAGGUCGUCUUAAUGUAUUGGCCAAUGUGAUCAGGAAGGAGCUGGAACAGAUUUUCUGUCAGUUUGACUCCAAACUUGAAGCCGCAGAUGAGGGUUCUGGAGAUGUGAAGUACCACUUGGGAAUGUACCACAGGCGGAUAAACAGAGUAACUGACCGAAACAUCACAAUGUCUUUGGUAGCUAAUCCUUCCCAUCUUGAAGCAGCAGACCCUGUUGUCCAGGGCAAAACCAAAGCUGAGCAGUUCUACUGUGGAGACACAGAGGGGAAAAAGGUUAUGUCUCUACUGAUACAUGGUGAUGCUGCUUUUGCAGGACAAGGAAUUGUAUAUGAGACCUUCCACUUGAGUGACCUUCCAUCUCACACAACACAUGGCACUGUUCAUGUGGUAGUCAACAACCAGAUUGGUUUCACAACUGAUCCUCGAAUGGCACGCUCCUCUCCAUACCCUACCGAUGUUGCUAGGGUGGUCAAUGCUCCUAUUUUCCAUGUCAACGCAGAUGAUCCAGAGGCUGUUGUGUAUGUGUGUAACGUGGCUGCAGAGUGGAGGGCUACCUUUCACAAGGAUGUGGUUGUGGACUUGGUCUGCUACCGCAGGAAUGGACACAAUGAGAUGGAUGAGCCUAUGUUUACACAGCCACUGAUGUACAAGCAGAUCCGAAAACAGAAAACUGUACUGCAAAAAUAUGCAGAGACUCUGAUAUCGCAAGGCGUAGUCAACCAGCUGGAGUAUGAGGAGGAGAUUGCAAAAUAUGACAAAAUCUGUGAGGAGGCCUUAAACCGUUCCAAAGAUGAAAAGAUCCUUCAUAUCAAGCACUGGCUGGAUUCCCCAUGGCCUGGUUUCUUCACUCUGGAUGGUCAACCACGCAGCAUGUCCUGUCCCUCCACUGGUCUCAAUGAGGAGGAUCUCUCACACAUUGGAAACUUGGCUAGCUCAGUCCCUGUAGAGGACUUUACUAUUCAUGGAGGUCUGAGCCGCGUUUUGAAGGGUCGAGGAGAGAUGGUGAAGAACCGAACUGUUGACUGGGCUUUGGCUGAGUAUAUGGCAUUUGGGUCACUCUUGAAAGAGGGCAUUCAUAUCCGCCUCAGUGGGCAAGAUGUAGAGAGAGGCACUUUUAGCCACCGUCAUCAUGUUUUACAUGACCAAAAUGUAGACAAGAGAACGUGUAUUCCCAUGAACUAUCUGUGGCCUAACCAAGCUCCAUAUACAGUAUGCAACAGCUCGCUGUCUGAGUAUGGAGUGCUAGGAUUUGAGCUUGGCUUCGCUACAGCCAGCCCCAAUGCACUGGUACUUUGGGAAGCCCAAUUUGGAGACUUCCAUAACACUGCUCAGUGUAUCAUCGAUCAGUUCAUCUGCCCAGGACAGGCCAAGUGGGUACGACAGAAUGGAAUUGUAUUGCUGCUACCACAUGGCAUGGAGGGCAUGGGUCCAGAACAUUCCUCUGCUAGACCUGAACGAUUCCUUCAGAUGUGCAAUGAUGAUCCGGAUGUGUGGCCUAAAAGUUCUGACGACCUUGCUGUCCGCCAGCUUUAUGACUGCAACUGGAUUGUUGUGAAUUGCUCCACUCCUGCCAAUUUCUUCCACGUUCUCCGCAGACAGAUCUUAUUACCUUUCCGUAAACCGCUGAUUGUCUUCACUCCAAAGUCUCUUCUUCGUCACCCUGAAGCAAGGUCAAGUUUUGAUGAAAUGCUGCCAGGCACUCACUUUGAAAGAAUAAUCCCAGAUGCCGGACCUGCCUCUGAAAACCCCACUGGGGUGAAACGUGUGGUCUUCUGCACAGGCAAAGUAUAUUAUGAUCUGACCAAAGAGCGCAGCACCAGAGGAAUGGAGUCUGAAGUGGCUAUUACACGUGUGGAGCAGCUGUCUCCAUUCCCUUUCGACCUUGUGGAGAAAGAAGUGAACAAGUAUCCUAAUGCAGAGAUUGCCUGGUGUCAGGAGGAACACAAGAAUCAGGGUUAUUAUGACUAUGUAAAGCCAAGAUUACGUACCACAAUACACCGCACUAAACCUGUCUGGUACGCUGGACGAGAACCUGCAGCUGCUCCCGCCACUGGCAACAAGAAAACCCACACCACAGAACUGAAGAGAUUCCUGGACACUGCAUUCAAUCUGGAUGCUUUCAAGGGCCUCCACUGAAGUGGCAGCUGCUUGUUCCCUUCUUCUGCACUCCCCACCUUCCUUCAUCCACACUCGCAGGGGACAUCCCUUUCUACUCCGUGGUUUUGCUUUAUGAGGCCGGAAAAGGUGUUACUGCAGAACUCACAUAAAGCGGCUUAUUGCUGCUGUAACCUCGCCAACCAUUAAACAUUUUAUGUUAAUGGGGCUAAACAUUAGCAGUUUUGUUUUUAGUUCAUACAAUUCAGAGAACAGUAGAUAAUACAUACAUAUCUCUGUGCUGGGGUCUUCAGGUUUUUAUUUCAUGAGACUCAUGAAACCAUGUGAUUGUUAUCCAUAUCUUUUCAUUAGUGGCUGGACCUGACAUACUCAAGGAAAGCUUGCCACAAUGUGCUGUAGAAAAGGGUCUUUGUAAACAGAAGCUUUUGGCUAUGGCUGUUGAUUGUGAGGUUAUAUCCUUUUUAAAUGUAAAUUUUAUACAUGUAAA
Messenger RNA from Rana temporaria (common frog), 3711 nucleotides. It is a transcript of the gene OGDH, whose product is annotated as oxoglutarate dehydrogenase. The transcript has 24 exons. The coding region runs from base 135 to 3245 and encodes 1036 amino acids. Gene Ontology annotation, biological process: tricarboxylic acid cycle. Gene Ontology annotation, cellular component: oxoglutarate dehydrogenase complex; mitochondrion. The record is from RefSeq and is a predicted model, not a curated record. Lineage: Eukaryota; Metazoa; Chordata; Amphibia; Anura; Ranidae. Gene Ontology annotation, molecular function: oxoglutarate dehydrogenase (succinyl-transferring) activity; thiamine pyrophosphate binding.